GCAUCAGGAAAUUCCUUGGAAAGUCGUUCCUUUGCAGCGAAAGCAAGACACUUUUAUCCCGCUAAGCAUCCGAUGUGAACGAAUCAUCUGAAUCAAGCAAUUCAUCUUCUCAACACAUUGCAUCGGCUCCAUCUCCUUCACAGGGCGUUAGGCCUCCUACCAAUAGUUCAGUAGUCGGGAGAUCGCGGCCUAGGGUGUGGACGUUAGCAGAACUCAGUAAGUAGGGCUUCAACAAGCAAUUGGAGAAACCAGAGAUUGAGAGAGCUCUGAAUCGGAAUAUUCAUCCGGAAUGAGUCGAUCACAGGGGCCUUUGGCCAUUAAACGGAAAAGACCAGAUUCUAGCUCUCCAGCUAAUGCGUUGACCGAACAUGAGCUAAUUGUUCUAAAAGUAAUUGAAACCAAAGAAGAUAUGGGAAUCUGGUUAAGAGACCUGAAACGUGAAGCUCAUAUACCGGACAAUGCUGUCACUAAGGCCCUCAAGUCUCUUCAGGCAAAGAAUUUGAUAAAAGAGGUUAAAACCGUCCAAAACCGUGGGAGGAAACACUACAUGGCUUCACAGUUUGAACCUUCAAAGGAAAUAACUGGAGGGGAUUGGUAUGCUGGGGGGAGUCUAGAUGUACAUUUCAUAAAAUGCUUGAAAGAGCUUUGCAUAAAAUUCAUAGGACAGAUGAAGUUGGCUACCAUGGAGGGAGUUACAAACAGGAUCAGAGAUACUGGAGCCUUUGAAGUUGAGUUAACAAACCAGCAAAUUGAAGACAUUUUGAGGGCACUGGUUUUGGACAAUGAAAUCAUGGAAGUAAGGAGUAAUGGGUUAGGGGAUUUUGCUAAUAUUCCAGUCGGCAAAGUUUGUUAUAAGCUGACAAGCAAACGACGUGCUGCAGUUGAACCGAAAAUUGGGGCUUUCGCUUCCAUCCCUUGCGGAGUUUGUACUCAGAUAAGCCUUUGUACUCCUGGUGGUGUAAUUUCACCAGAAACCUGUGUCUACUACAAAGAAUGGUUGGACUUUUAGUCUGAUUGUUGCUUAUGAAGUUUUGCAAGAACUCUUAGGCAAGGAUUCGAGAUUCGAAAACUAGCGUACAUAAAGAUUAGUCAGAGGCAAUUCGCUAAUAUGGAGCUGUUUAUAUCGGCUUUCUUUCCUCUAGCAUGUAGUGGGAUUGAAGACAAGUGGAGUGACUUUGUUUGCAACUGGGCAAUGCUUUUUCUUGUUUCAUGUUCAUGUAUUUAAGUAGUCAUUUCUUUGUAUAUAUGGUAAAGUUCUUCCCAACCCAUUGGUGAUGCUGCAGUAUCACACAGCUAAUGUUCGCGAUUUGUAUAUAGUUGAUAGCCAGUUGGUAGACAGAAUAGGGCCAUAGAUGAUAGAUGGAGCGAGCAGUAUUUUGAUAACCUGUGAGAGUCGUCAAAUUCACUUGAUACCCAUGUAUCAUAUAUCACACGUAAAAAUGCUGUCAUGCUCCUUA
Messenger RNA from Tripterygium wilfordii, 1457 nucleotides. RefSeq names its product DNA-directed RNA polymerase III subunit RPC6-like. The transcript has 2 exons. The coding region runs from base 290 to 1009 and encodes 239 amino acids. NCBI's taxonomy places the organism in Eukaryota, Viridiplantae, Streptophyta, Magnoliopsida, Celastrales, Celastraceae. The record is from RefSeq and is a predicted model, not a curated record. Gene Ontology annotation, biological process: transcription by RNA polymerase III. Gene Ontology annotation, cellular component: RNA polymerase III complex.